Molecule: messenger RNA, 495 nt
Organism: Salvia splendens (bonfire salvia)
Lineage: Eukaryota; Viridiplantae; Streptophyta; Magnoliopsida; Lamiales; Lamiaceae
Exons: 1
Coding region: 1-495 (164 amino acids)
Source: RefSeq, a predicted model, not a curated record
AUGGAGUCUUAUUCAUCCGAUUCCUCAUCCUCCGCUUCGUAUUCCUUCUCGUCACACUCUUCGUCUCACUUCCCUCUCCAUCGCCAGAGAGGGAAGCCAGCGCAGAAUUUCCGGACAGCACUGGCUGUCCGGAAACCUGCGAUCACGAAGAAGCCAAUCGCUCCGCUGCCGCCGUCGCCGCCAAAGAUCUACAAGGUGGAGGCGGUGGAGUUUAAAGACGUGGUGCAGAGGCUGACGGGCGCGGUGGAGAUCCAGGCGACGAGGCGGCUGAGGGAGGUGGCGCCGCCGCCUCUUGACCUCUCCCCGCCGCAUCGGCCGAGGCAUGGGGGGUUGAGUUUGGAGAAAGGGGAAAAUGAAGAGGAAAAGAGGGUGAAAUCGUUUGAUGUGAUGAGCCCGCUCGGGUUUAGCUUGUCGCCGGCUUCUCUGGCGUGGUGCUCGGCUAUGCUGCUGAGUCCGGGGACGCUUGCCUCGUUCGAGCCGAGUGCGGUGCUCUAA